AUGAUAUGGCAGGAAGCAGAUCGCCAGAAAAAGGAGGAGGAAGAAGAGCAGCGUCGUGCAGAUGAGCAGGCUGAGCGCCGCAAGCAACAGGAAGAGGCUCGGGAGGCUCAGCAGGCAGCAAAGGAGGCCAAAGAGGCCAAAGAAGCCACGGAAGCCAAGGAACGCGCAGAGGCGGCUGCGCUAGCUGCAAAGCAAGAGAAGGUGGUGGCAGAGGCGGAGGCCCCAGAGCCGGUCGACGAAACCCCUCAGCCCGCGCCCAGCGCUCCGAGCAAUCCUCUGAAGAGACUUAGCACUGCCCAGCGAAACCAGCACAAGCUGUGCAAAAAGAAGUUGAAGGAGAUCGAUGGCCUGCAGGUUUGUGCUGGUGGCGGUACAGAGCGACCGUUCACUGGUGUGCACAACGGGAAGAUCGAACGCGAUGCGGAAGGCGUUUAUCGCUGCGCAUGCUGUGGUGCACCGCUCUUUACGCCCAAGGAAAAGUACGACUCAGGAACCGGGUGGCCAAGCUUUGAUGCACCAGUCGCUGAUGCUAUAGGGUAUCGAAAGGACAUCCUGCAGUUUGGAAGCACAGAGGUCCACUGCAGCCAGUGCGGAGCACAUUUGGGCCAUGUUUUCGAUGAUGGCCCCCCGUCCACCGGGCUUCGGUAUUGCAUCAACAGUGUGUGUCUGUGGUUCGACGGAAAUUCUUCAGCAGUUGCCACUGACUCCUUGCCCUAUGUUCUUAACAGCUACUUGGUAUUGCUCCUGCUUAUGGCCUGCUGUGGGAGUGGUUGUGUGAUCUCUAAGCGAGCCGCGGUGGCUGCGCAACCAGUCUACGAAAAGUGGCGCCAGAAGAAGGCAGCUUCGGGGGCUGCUGUGAGCGCAUGGCCGGCUGGCCAAACAGACCAAGGGUUCUGA
Symbiodinium pilosum is the source of this 897-nucleotide messenger RNA. The record is from the annotation of a GenBank genome assembly. NCBI's taxonomy places the organism in Eukaryota, Dinophyceae, Suessiales, Symbiodiniaceae.